UCCGACAGUGCUUGUAGAAUAAACUCAACAGUUAAUCAAUGUGGAAUCAAUUCUGGUCGAGUGUUCUUUUACUGCAAUAUAAGGAAGCCCACAAGCUCUAAUUCCACCAUCAAGUUCCCAGAUUUGUGCCCUAAUCUGAUUAAGCACUUCCUGUAAAUUGAGACUACAGAAACAAUGGCUCAACUCCAUAAGCUUCAGCUCCAAACUCAGAUCAGCUCAUCUCCUGACAAAAUAUUUGACGUUUACAAGAACAAAACCUAUCUCAUGCCCAGCAUUAGCCCUGACAAAUUACAAAGCAUUCAGGUGCUUCUUGGACUUACGUCAUGGGUGUCGCUGUGGUUGCUAAAGACAAGAUCGUUGCUGUCGAUGAAGAGAACAAGUCGAUCACAUUUGAGCUCAUCGGUGGAGAAGUCACGAAAUACUUCAAUUCUUUCAGAGCCACAUUUCGGGCCACGGGCAAGGGUGAGAGGAACAUAGUAACAUGGAGUGUUGAGUAUGAGAAAGCAAGUGAAGAUGUGCCCCAUCCACAUUCUCAUCUUGAGUUUCUGGUGAAUUUGUCCAGGGAGGUUGAUGCUUUCCUUCUCAAAGCAUAGGUUACCCAAUUAUACAAUAAGCUUAAUAGACUUGUCAUAUGAUUGAUAUACAAUUCAAGAAAAGUGACCGAUCAUGUACACGCUUGCUAUAUAAUAAUUUCCCCCACUUGGAGGGGAGGAUAAUUCUUUUUA
Molecule: messenger RNA, 725 nt
Organism: Sesamum indicum (sesame)
Lineage: Eukaryota; Viridiplantae; Streptophyta; Magnoliopsida; Lamiales; Pedaliaceae
Product: MLP-like protein 43
Biological process (GO): defense response
Source: RefSeq, a predicted model, not a curated record